CUCCUUCAGAUGAGAGAGAUCCUGGAAACGGUCGGCUGCUGCAUCGUGGAGCAGAGCCGAGAGCUGGUUCCGGCAGACAAGGUCCUCUAUGCGCUGAGAGACGUCACAGCCACUGUGGACAGCUUGCCGCUCAUCACAGGCUCCAUCCUGAGCAAAAAGGCUGCAGAGAACAUCUCCGCCCUGGUGCUGGAUGUGAAGUUUGGCAGUGGGGCCCUCUACCCCACCCUGGAGAGCGCUCAGCAGCUGGCACAAAGCCUGGUGUCAGUGGGAACAGAGUUGGGGAUCAGCUCCGUAGCCGUUCUCACAAGGAUGGACGAGCCAGUGGGGCGUCGAGUGGGUCACUCCCUGGAGGUGCUAGAAGCCUUGGAGUGCCUGGAAGGAGGAGGCCCCAGAGAUCUCCGGGAGCUGGUUACCACCCUCGGGGGCACCUUGCUGUGGCAGUGCAGCAGAGUGGCCUCAGUGCCCGAGGGGGCUGCCCGCAUUGCCCAGGCCCUGGACGAUGGCUCAGCGCUACGGACAUUCCAGGCCAUGCUGCAGGCCCAAGGAGUGGAGGCCACCGUGGCCCAGGCCCUGUGCACGGGCUCGGAGGACGAACGCUUCCAGGUGCUGGGCCGGGCCGGGACCCAGGAGGAACUGCUGGCUCCGAAGGAGGGAACCGUCCGGCAGAUUCUAGCCCUGCCUAUCGCUCAGGUGCUCCACGGUCUGGGAGCCGGACGCUCCCAGGAGGGCCAAGCCAUCAAUCACAGGGUGGGAGCUGAGUUGCUCAUCUCCGUGGGGCAGCCCCUGAGGAAAGGGUCUCCGUGGCUCCGGAUACAUCAUGAAAGCCCCAAACUGAGAGACGAGGCCCGAAGUGCCCUGCAAGCAGCACUGAUUCUGGAAGACCCUUUUGCUCCCCACUUGAGGGUGGCAAAGACCAUCUUUCCCCAGGCGCUUCCAAAAGAGACUGGGUCGAUGGGGAAACGGGGGAGACACGAACAGAAGCAGAACUUGGGCGGCGCCCAACCCCCGUCCAGCUGA
Molecule: messenger RNA, 1017 nt
Organism: Heteronotia binoei (common prickly gecko)
Lineage: Eukaryota; Metazoa; Chordata; Lepidosauria; Squamata; Gekkonidae
Product: thymidine phosphorylase-like
Exons: 6
Coding region: 10-1017 (335 amino acids)
Biological process (GO): pyrimidine nucleoside metabolic process; pyrimidine nucleobase metabolic process
Cellular component (GO): cytosol
Molecular function (GO): pentosyltransferase activity; 1,4-alpha-oligoglucan phosphorylase activity
Source: RefSeq, a predicted model, not a curated record